CAGCAGCUUCUAGAAGAACAUAAGAAGAGUCUGAGGAGGAGAUGUGAACGUGUGACUGAAGGAAGUGAUGAACCAGGAGGAGGAAGCCUCCUCAACAGGAUCUACACUGAGCUCCACAUCACAGAGGGACUCAGUGAGGAGCUUCAGAGGGAACCUGAGCUGAAGCAGCUGGAGACAGCUUCCAGGAAGGAGAGCCUCCAUCACACUGCCAUCAGGGUUCAGGACAUCUUCAAAGCCUCGGCCCAGCAGCUCAGACACAUCCGAGUGGUUGUGACCAGCGGCGUGGCCGGCAGCGGAAAAACCUUCUCGGUACACAGAUUCACUCUGGACUGGGCCGAGGGCCUGGAGAACCAGGAUGUCAGCGUGCUGGUUGUUCUCUCCUUCAGGGAGCUGAACCUGAUCAGAGAGCGGCUGUACAGUCUUCUCACGCUGCUCCAUGUUUUCCAUCCGGCGCUCCAGAAGGUGACGGCAGAGGAGCUGGCUGUCUGCAAGCUGCUGUUCAUCUUUGACGGUCUGGAUGAAAGCAGACUUUCUCUGGACUUCGGCAGCAAACAGCGGCUGGUUGACGUCUCCCAGCAGUCUUCAGUCAGCCUGCUGCUCACUAACCUCAUCCGGGGGAAUCUGCUGCCCUCGGCUCGGGUCUGGAUCACUUCCAGACCUGCAGCGGCCAAUCAGAUCCCUCCAUCAUGUGUGGACAGACUGACAGAAGUGCGAGGCUUCACUGACGCCCAGAAGGAGGAGUACUUCAGGAGGAGGCUGAGUGAUGAGGAGCUGAGCAGCAGAAUCAUCUCCCACAUCCAGACCUCCAGGAGCUUCCACAUCAUGUGUGGAAUCCCAGUCUUCUGCUGGAUCACUGCUACAGUUCUGGAGCACAUGUUGAGCAGCGAGCAGAGAGGAGAGCUGCCCCAGACCCUGACUGACAUGUACUCCCACUUUGUGCUGGUUCAGACACACAGGAAGAAGCUCAAGUACCAUGAAGGACCUGAGACGGGUCCACAGGAGCUGACAGAGGCUGACAGGGAGCUUCUUCUGAAGCUGGGCAGGAUGGCCUUUGAACAUCUGGAGAAAGGAAACAUCCUGUUCUACCAAGAAGACCUGGAGCAGUGUGGUCUGGAUGUGACUGAGGCCUCGCUGUUCUCUGGAGUUUGUACUCAGAUCUUCAAAAGAGAGUCUGUGAUCUUCCAGAAAGCCGUCUACAGCUUCGUCCAUCUGAGUGUUCAGGAGUUUCUGGCUGCAGUCUUCAUGAUCCACUGUUUCACCAACAGGAAGACAGACGGACUGACAACCUUCUUCGGAGAGGACUGGGAACCAGAGACUUUCUGUGGAAGAGUGUUCAAGUUCUUUGGAAUUGAUGCAUUCCCGUCUCUGGAUGAGUUCCUGAAGCUUGUCCUGCAGAAAUCCCUCAGAAGUCAGAACGGCCACCUGGACCUGUUUGUCCGCUUCCUUCAUGGCCUCUCUCUGAAGUCCAACCAGAGACUCUUAGAAGGUCUGCUGGGUCGGCCAGAGAUCAGUCCAGAAACCAUCCAGAGAGUCAUCCAGAACCUGAAGGAGAUCAACAGUGAUGAAAUGUCUCCUGACAGAAGCAUCAACAUCUUCCACUGUCUGAUGGAGAUGAAGGACCUCUCAGUACAUCAGGACAUCCAGAAGUUCCUGAAGUCAGAGAACAGAUCAGAGAAACUCUCUGAGAUCCACUGCUCAGCUCUGGCCUACAUGCUGCAGAUGUCAGACCAGGUCCUGGAGGAGCUGAACCUGAAGAAGUACAAGACAUCAGAGGAGGGACGACGGAGACUGAUCCCAGCUGUGAGGAACUGCAGGAAGGCUGAACUUUCUGGCUGUGGACUCUCUGAUUCUCACUGUGAAGUGAUCUCCUCAGCUCUGAAGUCCGACCCCUCCCAUCUGAAACAUCUGGACCUGAGUCAGAACAACCUGAAGGAUUCAUCAGUGAAGAUUCUGUGUUCUGGACUGGAGAGUCCAAACUGUAACCUGGAGACUCUGAGGUUGAUGUACUGCAGUUUGUCACAGAGCAUCUGUUCUUCUCUGAUCGCAGCUCUGAAGUCCAAUCCCUCCCUCCUGAAACAUCUGAAACAUCUGAACCUGAAUUUCAACCAACUGCAUGAUUCAGGAGUUGAGCAGCUGUGUGGUUUCCUGGAGAGCCCACUCUGCAAUCUGCAGAUUUUGUGGUUGAAGGACUGCAGGUUGUCAGAGAUCAGCUGUGAUUCUCUGGCCUCAGCUCUGAAGUCCAACCCCUCCCUCCUGAAACAUCUGAAACUUCUGGACCUGAGUUGGAACCAGCUGCAGGAUUCAGGAGUUUCUCAGCUGUGUGGUUUUCUGCAGAGUCCACUCUGUGGUCUGCAGACUCUGAGGUUGGAGAAAUGCAGUUUGUCAAAGAUCAGCUGUUCUUCUCUGGCCUCAGCUCUGAAGUCCAACCCCUCCCACCUGAAGGAUCUUGACCUGAGUUUGAACCAGCUCCAGUAUUCAGAUUUGAAGCAGCUUCUUGAGCUUCAGGAGAGUCCAGACUGGAGCCUGCAGACUCUGAGCUGGAAGGACUGAGAGCAGAGAGGAAGCUGUGUGUCCUGAAGAUCUACUGAGGAGAGCAGAGCUUCAUCCAGACUGAGUGACAGAGGAACCAUCAGAAUGACAAGAACAGAUAAAUUGGUACUAGGACUGUCAAAAUUAUCAUGAUAAUAACAAGGUACUUCAAAUUCCCAUUGACAGCACUAAUUUAUUUCACGCGCGAUUUAGUCGCGCACAUUUCGUGGCCCUCGUCUCGCACCGUAGUUUCAGAAACUGAGAGGUACGUGAUGUGAUACUGCACACUCUUGUACAGUUGGUGGCAGUAAUACAUCUUAAAGCCGUUUGACUGAUGAAAACAAAAGGAGAAGAAGGACCUCCACAAGAUGGCCGCCAUGUAGGCCCGUCAAGUCCAAUCUUCAGCAGCGUGGAAGCAGCGUCACUGUAUAUGAUGUCUGUGGUGACAACAGGUUGGCUGAGGAGCAGAGAGGAACGAGGAGGCUGUGUCAUUCUUUUCUUUUAUGAAGGCUUCAGGUAAUUCUCCAUUACUGACCAACAGGACUUUCUGGUUCAGGAGUCUGUUAUUGUGAUGCAGGAGCUCAAUCAGUCUGCAUUGGAAAAUGUUUGAAAUACUGUAAAUUUAGCUGGUCAGAUACUGCAUAGUCAGAUUAUGAAUAGAUGAUCUUCCGUUCAGGUCAAUAUGUCCUUGCAGCCUAUUUUCUGAGCAUGCAGAAUGUUUGAGGUUAUGUUGAGAUUAUUCUGGACAGUAUUUGAUAUUGUUCUGGAUUGAGGCAACAACAAUAAACAUGUAUUUACAUAAA
Messenger RNA from Salarias fasciatus (jewelled blenny), 3332 nucleotides. Its product is annotated as NLR family CARD domain-containing protein 3-like. Gene Ontology annotation, molecular function: protein binding. The transcript has 6 exons. The annotation marks the transcript as partial. Lineage: Eukaryota; Metazoa; Chordata; Actinopteri; Blenniiformes; Blenniidae. The record is from RefSeq and is a predicted model, not a curated record.